UAUCGAAGCGCCACACAGCGGCUGUUUCCCAAAAGGCACCAGAGUUUCGCCCCCCCGGUAUUCUAUACUCUUUGACCUCGGGGUGCGCAUUAUUUUAUAUGAAUUCAACGGCCCAUCGUCAAUUAUUUCUUAACUUAUAAUUAAGAACCAUUUUACCCAAAACACCUACUGUGGACACACCUGGACCUCAUCACUUCCUGUUUGCUGAGAGAGCGUGGUUUGAGACAGAGCUCCGUCAAACUUUUUCUAAAUAUAUCGUUUAUUCCUGUUAUUUCUUAAUAUUUAUAUUGUAAAUUGAUAACUCACAGAGGGUUAAACCUAUCCUUAAGUGUAUCCCAUACCAAAUAUCGUCAUAUAACGCACAGAUAGAUUUGUUUUAUACGAUCAUUCGCUAUUAGCACUCAGGCUGUUAGCAUUCCCAGCCUUUAGCUUCUGAAUAUUGCCUUUACUGCUUAACUCACUGUUCUCAUUAUGACACCACUAAUGGCUAAUGAUUCAGAUAUGUGUUUAACGUUACCUCUGAGUGCAGAUGAUGAAUCUUUCUUCGCACUUCAGUCAGAACUGGAAGUAUUGGAGAAGCAGAUCCACGAUCUACUCGAGAGGCAAACACGUCUGCGAGAACGUAAAACGGCGAUGGAAACAUCCCGGGCUGACGCUCGCAAAGCUGCGAGCCCAGGCUUCAAGACCACGACGAGCCGAAAUGAACUUCACUCCUGCACCUGCACACACACGGCGGAAGGCGAAAUCCAGGACCGGAGCGAUGACCUCUCCCCCACCGCCGCGACCGGUCUUCGAGAUUUCUACGAGAAAUCGCUUUGCCGCCCUCUGCGAGACGAAAUCCAACGCUGUGGUCAUCGGAGACUCAAUCGUCCGGAACGUACGCGCCUCCUUCAAUGAAGGUAAGGUGCGCACUCACUGUUUUCCUGGCGCCCGUGUUCUCGAUGUGUCUGCGCAGGUAACUGCGAUUCUGAAGGAGGAUGCAAGAGUAGGAGCCGUAGUUCUGCACGCGGGGGUGAAUGAUGUGAGAAUGCGGCAGUCGGAGAUCCUGAAGAGGGACUUCAGGAGUCUGGUCGAUACUGUUCGCAACGCAUCGCCCACGGCGAGGAUCAUCGUAUCAGGGCCGCUUCCAACUUACCGACGAGGGAACGAAAAGUUCAGUAGACUAUUUAUGCUUAAUAAUUGGUUAAUGUCAUGGUGUAUUGAACAGAAGCUGCUCUUUGUAAAUAAUUUUGAUCUGUUCUGGGAGCGACCAAGGCUUUUCCGCCCCGACGGGCUGCACCCCAGCAGCAUUGGAGCGGAAAUUCUGUCUGACAACAUCUCAAAGACGCUACGCACCAUUUGACUAGUAAGUACAAAUUUUAACUACAGUCUGUGUUCUUCUCACCCAACUGUUAAGAAUGUUACUGCUUUCAAAUGCAUAGAGACUGUGUCUGUCCCCCGAAUAAUACAACCAAAUAAUAAUUUAUUUAAAAGUCAGAGAAAAAAUCUUAUCAUGAUUAAACCAAAAGACAAUAUAUUUAAUGAGCAAAACCAACGCCUAAAGUUUGGGCUACUUAAUAUUAGAUCACUAAAUUCAAAGGCAGUUAUUGUAAAUGAAAUGAUCACAGACAACAGUUUUGAUAUACUUUGCCUCACUGAAACCUGGCUUAAGCCAAAUGAUUAUUUUGGUCUAAAUGAGUCUACUCCUCCAAGCUACGGUUAUAUUCAUGAGCCACGUCCGGUUGGUCGAGGUGGUGGUGUCGCAACAAUAUUUAGAGACUUUCUUACCGUUACUCUGAGAACAAUGCAUACAUUUAAAUCAUUUGAAAUGCUUGCGUUGAACAUAACAGUUCCAAACAAAAGUAAAAAAUCAUUGGUCUCUCUUACAUUGGUUACUGUGUAUAGACCCCCUGGGCCUUACACUAAUUUUCUGAUAGAGUUCGCAGACUUCUUAUCGGAUCUAUUGGUUAACGUCGAUAAAGUACUGAUUGUUGGAGAUUUUAAUAUCCACGUAGACAGUGCUAACGAUCCAUUAGCUGUGGCGUUUAAAGAACUACUAGACUCUUGUGGUGUAACACAAUACAUCAAUAGACCUACUCAUCGCCUUAAUCAUACCCUAGACUUGAUUAUAUCUCACGGAGCCGAUCUAACCAAUAUCGAUAUUAUACCUCAAAGCGACGAUGUUUCCGAUCACCAUCUUAUAAUAUGUACACUGCGCACUGCAGAAAUCAGUUGUAUAUCUCGUUAUCGACAAGGUAGAACAAUCACCUCAACUACUAAAGAUAGUUUCGUAAAGAACUUGCCAGAUCUGACUUCUCUAAUUACCUUUCCAACGAAUAUAAAAUUGCUCGAUGACAUGACCAGCAACAUGGGCACUAUUUUCUCUAAUACAUUAGAAGCGGUCGCACCUAUGAAGUCAAAAAGGAUAAAUGAAAAGAACAUAGCACCAUGGUAUAAUAACACCACUCGCGCCCUAAAAAGAGAAACGCGUAAACUGGAGCGAAAAUGGAAACAAACCCAAUUAGAGGUCUUUAAAAUUGCAUGGAAAGAGAGUGCAAGCUGUUACAAAAAGGCACUAAAAGCAGCAAAAGCCGAGCACUUCCGUAACCUCAUAGAAAAUAACAAAAACAAUCCAAGGUUUUUAUUUAGUACAAUUGCUAAAUUAACAAACAAACAGACUCCACCUGACCUGGGUAUUCCGCCGCACCUUGGUAGCAAUGAAUUCAUGAAAUUUUUUACAGAGAAAAUCGAAAUAAUACGAGACAACAUAGCUAAAACCAAACCUCCAAGUUUGUCGGAAGAAUUAGUUUCAACCGUCAGACAAAAAGAAAAGCUAGAGUGUUUUUCUCCUAUAAAUCAGGAAGAUUUAAUUAAAAUUAUUGCAACAUCCAAACCGACGACAUGCUUAUUAGACCCCAUUCCGACUACUUUAUUAAAAGAGUUACUACCUGCUGUAAUUGAGCCCAUUUGUAACAUAAUCAACUCGUCUAUUAAUCUAGGACAUGUCCCAGGACCCUUUAAACUGGCUGUAAUUAAGCCUCUUAGCAAAAAACCAAAUUUAGACCCAAAUGAACUUGGAAGCUAUAGACCGAUUUCAAAUCUCCCGUACUUGUCUAAAAUACUAGAAAAAGUAGUGUCAACUCAACUGUGUACCUUCCUACAAAAUAAUGACAUGCACGAAAAGUUUCAGUCUGGCUUUAGACCGCAUCACAGCACUGAAACUGCGCUCGUUAGAAUUACAAAUGACCUUCUUAUUGCUUCAGAUAAAGGAAACAUCUCACUCUUAGUCCUGCUUGACCUUAGUGCUGCUUUCGAUACUGUAGACCAUAAAAUACUACUAGAUCGUUUACACCAUUAUAUCGGUAUUCAGGGACAGGCACUGCAAUGGUUCAGAUCUUACUUAACAGACCGAUAUCAAUACGUCCAUUUAAAUGGGAAAUCGUCAAAUCUUACGCAAGUCAAUUAUGGACUACCUCAGGGAUCGGUUUUAGGACCCUUGCUUUUCUCCAUAUACAUGCUGCCCCUCGGCAACAUUAUUAGAAAACAUGGAAUUAGCUUCCACUGUUAUGCAGAUGAUACUCAGCUAUAUAUCUCAUCAAGACCAGAUGAUUCCUUUAAGCUAUCCAAACUGGCAGAGUGGAUCGAGGACAUAAAACAUUGGAUGACUAGUAAUUUCCUCCUUUUAAACUCUAGCAAAACAGAAAUAUUACUUAUAGCACCAAAAUUAAGUAAACCGAAUAUCUCCGAUUACAGCCUGCAAAUUGAAAGCUGCACUGUUACUCCAACAAAUACAGUUAAAGACCUAGGCGUUAUAUUAGACGGCAACCUGUCAUUUAAAAAUCACAUCUCAAAUAUCACAAAAACAGCCUUCUUCCACCUUAGAAAUGUUGCCAAAUUACGAAAUAGUUUAUGUGUUGCAGACGCAGAAAAGCUUAUUCAUGCAUUUGUGACCUCACGGCUUGACUAUUGUAAUGCUCUACUUAGUGGUUGUCCUGUAUCAUCGAUAAACAAACUACAGUUAGUUCAGAAUGCAGCUGCCAGAGUUCUUACUAGGUCAAGAAAAUACGAUCACAUAACCCC
Molecule: messenger RNA, 4059 nt
Organism: Triplophysa dalaica
Lineage: Eukaryota; Metazoa; Chordata; Actinopteri; Cypriniformes; Nemacheilidae
Exons: 2
Coding region: 530-1342 (270 amino acids)
Source: RefSeq, a predicted model, not a curated record